This is a messenger RNA of Cuscuta epithymum, 4445 nucleotides long. Lineage: Eukaryota; Viridiplantae; Streptophyta; Magnoliopsida; Solanales; Convolvulaceae. The record is from the annotation of a GenBank genome assembly.
CCCCACUCUCUAUCUGUCAGAUUGUGAUUAUAGUCCAAUUUACAUCCUCCCAUCGUGCCGUCCAGUCGGUGUUGGAGGGCCUUCAGGGAUGGGGUGUCAUCCUUUUUUUUUUUUGUUUUUUUUUGACAUUGUGAGGCUGUGAGCUGUUUGCCAGGCCAUUCCGGGGAGCAAAUUGCCAAUCAUUUCUCCAGUACACACUACACAUACUUAAUUAGUUUAUAUGGAAUAUAUGAAAUGUAUUUCUAAUUCGGGAAGCAAAGUUGUGUCUCUCUCUCGUACACACAUACAUAUUUAUACGACAUUUGGCAAGAUCCAUUGAGACGGGUAUAUAUCCUAUUCCACUAAAGAACAUACCAGAAAAGACAUCAUCAACGUCAACGGUACGUAAUUUUAACACUGACAAAUGUACUUCGUAUUAGUAAUUAGAUCACAUCUUCAAGUGAAUAAAAGCGGAGACAAGUUAGGCAACCAAAAGUAGUUACAAACUAAAUCUAUAAUUUCAAUAAACAAUAAACUAAAAAUUACUUCGUAUUUAACACUAAUUAAAGGAUAAAGAUCUGGUUUCGUCUGUUUUGAUAUGAACUGGUUUGGUCUGGUCUGAUUUUGAGACUAAAAUAACUUCUAAUUAAAAAGGCACCAAAUUUUGUCACGGCUCUAAGACUAGUAGGCUACUACAUCUACUCAGAUCAACAGUUUCUUAAAUUGUUUAAUUUCGUGUUGGACCCUCAACAGCACCUCGUAGUAGUAAGGUAAAGAUGUGUUCUAACCAGGUACUACUUCCUCCUAGUACUAUUUGUACAUUUCUUUAUCAAUACCAAGAAAUACAGGCAAAACCCAGGAUUUCUUGUUGUGUCGGGGCUGGCGGUGUUCGUGUUGCCACCGCGGUGGCCCGGAGACCUUCCUUUCGACACCGUCAUCUGGCGAUGAGGAAGAGGACGAUGAAGACUUUAUCCAACUUGAAACCCAACAUCAGGAAGCCCAUUAUCAUUGCAGGGCUAUCUGGGAUGGGCACCUAUUAUGAUGAUGGGAGGUUUGGAAUUUAUGGUGGAAAGUUUGUACCGGAGACACUCAUGGCAUCUUUGAGUAAGCUGGAUCAUGAAUUUAAUCAAGCUCUCCGUGACGUCCACUUUGUGAAAGAGCUUGAAACUGCUUUGAGGGAUUACGUGGGACGCGAAACUCCAUUAUACUGGGCUCAGAGGCUCACAGAUCACUACAAAAGCCGCAACAACAAUUAUAAAGGACCGGACAUUUAUCUCAAGAGAGAAGAUCUAAACCACGGUGGAGCUCACAAAAUAAACAAUGCCAUCGCACAGGCUAUCCUAGCCAAGCGGAUGGGCCUCAGAAGUGUUGUGAGCGCCACAGGCACUGGCCACCACGGCGUUGCUACCGCCGCUGCAUGUGCCAAACUUGACUUGGUAUGUGAGAUUUUUAUGGGAGACUUUGAUAUGGAGAGAAAUCCGUCUAACGUCCUCCUCAUGAACCAUCUUGGUGCUAAGGACAAAAACACCCUUGAGGCUGGGAAAUCACUGCUGCCGACCAGAGUGCCGGGCCACCUCCAGUCGCCGGUAUCCGCCGGACGCCGCCGGUCGCCACCGCCACGUCAAACCGGCCUCUGCUACAGAUCUGACCGCCACCGCCACCGCCACCACCACCGCCACCGCCGUAGAUAUGGUCUUUUCCACUGCAGAUUUGGCGGCACUGUUGUUCCGCCGGCGUCCAGCCACUAUUUUUGUAGAUCCGGCCACUUUUGUAGCAGAUCCGCCAUCUUCCACUCAAAUCUGGCCUGUAUCUUUGCAGAUCUGGCCGUUGCCUACACGAAUGCCAAAGUUUUUAUCAAAAUGCCAACAUGAAUCUAGAAUGCUAUUUUAAUGGCAUUUUCAAAGAAAAAAUAGAAAAGUUUGUAGAAUAAGAAUGCCAUUUUGAACUUGGCAUUUUUCACCAAUCAUGAAGAAAUGGAGCAUAUGCAACGAAAUAGAAGAGGGAGGAGAGGACUAGAGAAGAGGUGAGGAAGGACAAGGAGAAAAAUCAAAAGAAGAGAACCUUACCUUCGAAGAGAAGAAGAUCUCCGACGGCGACGGCGGCGGACUUCGACUGGGCAGAGGAGGCGGGCUUCGCGUCAAUGGCAGCAGGCUUUGAAGGUUUGGCUCUUCAUGUGCGAAGGGAAAGAAGAAGAAGUUGGGUAGGGGAAGUAGAUGCGCAGGGGGAGAGGAAAAGAAAGGCUGGGGAGGGAAGAAAUAAGAUGCGUAGGUGGGGGAAAAGAAAAUAGGGGUAGAUGGGUAAAUCAGUCCUAUUUAGGGCAAAAAAAUAAGUAUACUCCUAUUUAGGAAUUUCAGGAAUAGUUUAGUCCCAUUUAGGGCAAAAAUUCCUUUAAUUUAUGCCCUCCUAGAAAUGCUAAAUAUAAAUAUAGAUGCAUGGAUGGAUACAUACAUAUAUAUAAAGUAUUUGCAUGGCUAGAACCUCAAAACAUAUGAGAAGUUCUAUGUAUUCGCGGAUUACAAUGAGGGAUAUCCUAUUUAUAGGAAGGGUAGUUAAUGCUCUCAUGAUGGCUUUGUCCGUUAUUGACGGGUUGGCCGUUCGUUACUGACGAGUUGGCUGUACAUUAUGAUGAUUUCGAAUCUGUCAUAAAAACUGGUCAAUUACUAUCAAUAUCUUCCUUAAUCACAUUAAAGAGCCUAAUAAUGUAUAAAAAACGUUACAAUAAUUAGGAUUGAGAUUUGUGGAUGCUCCAUUAACUCUUGUGGUCAACUCUCUUAAAUGCAACAUAACCCGUCAAUUUCUUGCUCUAACACAUGCAUAGCAUUAAUUCAAUGACAAUAUCACAUAAUUUAAAUUCUCAAAAUAAUACAUAUUCACCCCCUUUGCCCCCCUCUUUCGAAUCCUCCCUCUAAUAUGAAUAUUCCUUAUACUCCGUAUUUUUUUUAAUCUAAAAUGCCAUUAUUUUCUAAUUUCCUUCUGUACAUUUCAAUGAUUGAAUCUACAAAUGCAAUAACUGAUUUGAGAAGAACAUUAUCUGAUUUGAAAAUAUCAUGUUCCAGGUUGGAGAAUUCCACUACUUUUGAUUUGUAAUGCCAUUGUUUCCGUCCAGAUUGUUUUUUUAUACAAAAAUAUACUUCCUCCGUCCCAAUUUGUUUUGCAAAGUCAACUUUUUUUGUUCAACCAAUAAUAAAAGUCAAUUCUCCCUAUGCAUAAUCAAUUCAAUUUUUAAUAAUUAAAAUUUACAUAUUCAUAAACUAUAUCAAAAUCUCUUCAAAGUUGUAAACUCCAAAUUAGAAUAUAAUUAAAAAUUGGUAUCCUAAUUAAGUGAACAAAACGAAACUGUUUGACCAAGAAAAGUCAAAUUUGCAAAUCAAUUUGGGACGGAGGAGGUAGUAUAUGUCAUGUCAGUUUCCAGCGAUAUAUAUCAAUGGAUUACAAGUCUAGUAUUCAAAUCAUUAAAUGUUAAUAUUAGGAGUGAGCGUGCCUUUUGUGUUUCAAUUAUAUAGUCCUUCAAAUUUAUCUAGGUGAAAAUGGUAGUAAAGGGAACCUUCAAGGAUGCAAUAUCAGAUGCAAUAAGAAGCUGGAUAGAGAACCUAGAGACGUCAUAUUUCUUGGGAGGGGUCGCUGUGGGACCCCAUCCAUGCCCGACCAUGGUUCGGGAGUUUCAGUCGAUCAUCGGGAAAGAGACAAGGAAACAGGCGAUAGAAAAGUGGGGCGGUGAACCAGAAGUGUUGGUGGCAUGCGUUGGGAGUGGGUCAAAUGCAUUGGGACUCUUUCACGAGUUCAUCGGAGACCCAAAUGUGAGAUUGAUCGGAGUUGAAGCCGCCGGUGUCGGGUUACAUAGUGGAAGACAUUCUGCUACUUUGACAAGGGGUGAGGUUGGUGUCUAUCAUGGAGCAAUGAGCUAUGUUUUACAAGACGAGGAUGGCCAAAUCAUGAAACCCUACUCGGUUGGGAUUGGAAUGGAAUAUCCUGCGGUUAGCCCAGAGCUUAGUUAUCUUAAAGACAUAGGGCGUUUAGAGUGUUAUACUGUCACCGAUGAGGAAGCCAUGCAAGCAUACAAAAGGGUAUGUAAUUUAGAAGGGAUAUUUCCAGCCUUGGAGACAUGUCACGCAUUAGCAUUUCUUGAUAAGCUUUGCCCUACCCUACCCGACGGCACGAAGGUAGUGGUUAAUUGUAGCGGUCGUGAUGAUAAGGAUGCUCAUGCUCGAUCCUCUAUGCAUAUACAAUCCGUAUAUACUAAUUAAAGACGAAUACCAUGGACAUCAUCCAUUCAUCAUCAUUUAGGUAGUUCAUUUUUCUAAUUUUGUAUGCACAUGUUAUAAAUAUUCAAUGUACAUCUCUAAUAGGGAGAAUUCAUAUUUACACCGAUAACGGUUUGAGCUAUAAUAUACAUUGCACCUCAUGUAUGAUCCCCAUCACUUAAAAGUCAUGUAGGAAUUGAAUGAGGUGCAAAGCUAAAUGAUUUU